Molecule: messenger RNA, 990 nt
Organism: Ascochyta rabiei
Lineage: Eukaryota; Fungi; Ascomycota; Dothideomycetes; Pleosporales; Didymellaceae
Exons: 2
Coding region: 1-990 (329 amino acids)
Source: RefSeq, a predicted model, not a curated record
AUGGCGGGCUUCAUUCAGAACAUCCUCUGGAACUCAGUUGAGGGAUUUGUCGACGCGGCGAAGAAGACAGGCGGUGAAUACGCAGGCAAUGCCUUGAUCAAAGCAGGCGACAUGAUUGAAGGUGGGGGCCGGAGCGUAGGAAACGGCAUUGAGAAGACGGCGACGGGAUACGGAUCUAAGCUCUCGGGCCAGACGUACCAGCCCUCGUCGGCGUCCAAGGCGCUGCCUUCUACGGCGCGCAAGCCGAUGGUGAAGCGUAGUAACUCGAUGCCUGCGAAUACGAGGCCGUCUGGCUCUGUUGCGGGCGGGAGGUCGAUUGCUGGGCCGACGAGCAACGUGCCUCUCGGCGCGAAGAAGACAGUGGGUGGUGCGAAAAAGGCAGUUGGAGGUGUUGCGGGAGGAGCAACGAGGACUGUUGGAGGUGUGACAGGAACAGCAACGAAGACCGCAGGAGGCGUGACAGGCGGAGCCACCAAGGCUAUCGGUGGUGUCACCGGCGGAGCUACGCGAGGCGUCAACGGAGUCGUUCGCGGAACAUCCAAGGGCGUGAACGGCAUUGCUGGAGGUGCAACCAAAACCGCCGGCGGAGCUAUCAGCAGAGGAUCCAAACCCCUUGGCGGAGUCGUCAAUAACGCGACACAGGGCGUCGGCGGAAUCGUAAACGGCUCCUCCAAACCCAUCACCAGCAUCGGUUCCAACGCGCAGAAAGCAGUACCUCAGGGUAUGCCCAAGCCGUACGACAGCACCUCCGCAGGUUCAAGCUACACGAACCCGUACCCCACGGCGAAGAAAGCGGCCGUCAAGCCAGGCAUGGGUAAGCCCUUCACGCCCCCUGCGUCGAUCUCAAGUGAACCCAAGCCGUACCCCGGGACCAACACGCUGCCUGGCCAGGGUAGCAAGACGCCGGUGAGGAGGACGUACAAGCCUGCGCAGACGCUGGGCAGUCAGGUUGCGCCGGGGCAGAAGAUGACACAUAUUGGAUCGUUUUGA